GAAUACAUACACCAUUUGCUCUUGACCUGCUCAGACUACAUCUUGCAACACAACAACCUGAGAAUGUCACUAGGAACGAAAGCAUAUAAUGUGAAACACAUUUUAAAUGUGGCCAGCUACCUGAAGUCACUGUUCAAAUAUAUAGCCAACACAAGAAGAUUCACCUCAGUCUUCGGAGACGUA
Suillus discolor is the source of this 183-nucleotide messenger RNA. RefSeq lists its product as uncharacterized. The annotation marks the transcript as partial. Lineage: Eukaryota; Fungi; Basidiomycota; Agaricomycetes; Boletales; Suillaceae. The record is from RefSeq and is a predicted model, not a curated record. The transcript has a single exon.